Molecule: messenger RNA, 1620 nt
Organism: Capronia epimyces CBS 606.96
Lineage: Eukaryota; Fungi; Ascomycota; Eurotiomycetes; Chaetothyriales; Herpotrichiellaceae
Exons: 1
Coding region: 1-1620 (539 amino acids)
Biological process (GO): actin filament organization; actin cortical patch localization; endocytosis
Cellular component (GO): actin cortical patch
Molecular function (GO): ubiquitin binding; phosphatidylinositol binding
Source: RefSeq, a predicted model, not a curated record
AUGUCUCUGUUCCUUUUGCACACCCCAGCUUGUGCUCCUGAUGCUGGGUUUGUCGACCCCCCUAGGCAGGAGCAGGAGAUCCCAGCCACAGCAACUACGUAUGAGCUAGACUCGCUGCUCGACUCACGACGGCCGGAGGAGUGCGAAUGCUGUGGCCGGAAGAAGCGCCGGGGGUCAUUUGACGCAUAUCCUGACAACCCUUCUCGCCCUGUCCUCUCUCGACGACCUCAUCCUCCACACUUACGGGGCUGCAAGCUCCUCGUUGCUGCUUUGUUGCAUUUCGCGUGUUGUGUUCGCUCGCGAAGGAGAUAUCAGCUAUUAACUCGUUAUCGUUACCACAAACAGAAGAAACCAUAUUCCUCGAUCUCGGUUCACGUGGAACAACUGACCUCCGAAACCUACGACGAAGACGAUCUCGCCGGUGUCCCCGAUCUUCUCGAAGUUGUCAAACUCCAAGCUACCGGCGCGCAAGAAGUUGCUCGAGCCUUGAGGAAGAAAUUGAAGUAUGGCAAUGUCCAUCGACAACUGAGGGCGCUUACCAUAUUGGAUGGGCUUCUGCAAAAUGGUGGAUCUCGGGUACAACGGGCACUUCUUUCAGACGGACCGCUCCUGGAACGACUCCGGAUAGCUGCCGCAGAUCCAACAUCUGAUCCGGACGUGCGAUCCAAGUGCAAAGUUCUCUUCGGCCAGUGGGUGGCCAGUUCCAAAGACAAUCCAGGUCUUGAGGGGGCCAAGUCCCUGUACAAUCAGCUACCCAAGACCCACAAGCCAGUCCAGCAGAGGCGAGAACAGAGCAGAGUCCUCCGAGAGACGGAAGAAGACGUACAGCGCGAGCAGGAAGGAGAAGUAGCAAGGAGCAGAUCUGAUAGUUUUCAGAGAGUUGGAGAGCCUUCCAGUCCCACAGUACUGCGCAAACAGAGUUCGCCAGUCGCGUUAGGCCAGUCGUCGACGUUCGCGGCCAAGAAGGUGAAGAAGGACAAAAAAGGCAAAGUGAAAGGGUUCGAUCUUGAACGGGAAAAGCCCUCCAUCUUACAGUCAAUCGCCGCCUCCUCCGUCGCCUCCACUGGCCUCACAAACGCCUUGAGACUGGUCAAUCGAGAGUCGCAGCGAGUUUCCGACAAUCCUGAAGUAUUAAAACGAUUCGAGACGUGCAAACAACUACGGCGCCAGAUCUUACGAUACAUCCAAUUUGUCGAGUCUGAAGAGUUCCUUGGCGGUCUGAUACAUGCUAAUGAGGAGCUGGUCAAUGCACUAAUGGCCUUUGAAGUUUUGGACAAGUCUGUGGACGACGACUCGGAUAGCGAGCUGGAAGAAGCACAGCAUCUAAGUAGGCAAGCAGCCCGAAACGAGCAAGCCGCCAGCCGUGACGCAGAGAGAAUGGUUGCAGGUCUGAGCAUCUCCAGCCCGCCCAAGCCUCCACGGCCCGGUCCAGGACAUAUCACCCUGCCUUCACCGCGGCCAACAUCCAACUGGAGGGCCAAACAGGUUGAAAUGGAUAGCGGGAGCGAUAGUGAUGUGGACGACGACGAUCCCGACGAUCCGUUCGGUGAUAAGAACGCGAUGAAUACGCCGGACCCCGAAGCAUUGGGUAAGAAAGGUUACACAUGGCGAGAAGUAUAG